GUCUCCUUUUUUUUUCUCUUCCCGGCUCCCGUAGCAACAACAAAUGGUUUUGUCCGCCGGUCAUCUUCAUGCUGCCUUACAUUCACUACGGACUUGAUAACGGGACAAGUAGGCGGCCAACCUCCCUCUUGACACGCCAGUACUGUUGCCGUUAUGGAAUACCUACUUCAAGUCAAAGUCGGCGCUUUAUUCGGUCUGUUGCUCCUAACUCUCUUCUUCGGAUUCAUCCCCGCUCGAGUGAAGUGGUUCAGGCGCACAGACGGCACAGAGACUCACCGCACAGUUUUGAGUCUGGUCAGCUGUUUCGCCGGUGGAGUUUUCCUGGCAGCAUGUUUACUGGAUAUCAUUCCAGAUUACCUGUCGGACAUCAACAGUGUGCUGGAUUCUCGCAAUUUGGAGACCAACUUCCCCCUUCCAGAGUUCAUAAUGGCUGUCGGCUUCUUCACUGUCCUCAUAUUGGAACGGAUGGUUCUGAACUGUCGUGAGGCCAGAGCGACUGCAAACGAGAGGGCCCCCCUUAUACAGGGCGACAGGAGGGGCCACAGCCACACCGCGAGUCCGGAUCUGGAGAGCAGUGGCCACCACGUUCACGUUGACUUUCAGGCACACUCGCCUUUUCGCUCCUUCAUGCUCUUCCUCUCUUUGUCGCUUCACUCGGUUUUCGAGGGCCUCACUAUCGGCCUGCAGAACACGGACUCAAAGGUGUUGGAAAUCUGCAUCGCUAUCCUGGUCCACAAGAGCGUCAUCGUGUUCAGCCUGUCAGUCAAGCUGGUCCAGAGCGCCAUCCGUCCGCUAUGGUUGGCCGCCUACAUCGGCGUGUUCGCCGUCAUGUCGCCUUUGGGCAUCGCCAUCGGCAUCAGCGUGAUGGAGGCCCAACUGGAGGCCGGGGCACUGAUCCAGUGUGUUCUGGAGGGCCUCGCAGCGGGCACGUUCAUAUACAUCACCUUUCUGGAGAUCCUCCCUCACGAGCUCAACUCCCCCGGGAAGCAGCUGCUCAAGGUGCUGUUCAUCCUGCUGGGCUUCAGCAUCAUGGGCGCCCUCACUUUUUUAGGCUGAGUCCUCAUAUUUCUACCCCUGGACCCUUUAUAAGGGAACACACUUAAGAAUGCCUGCUGUUUUAAACGUUUUGCUGUAAUUUUUAAUAUAUUCGCAAAAACACAUGAUUUGAAAAUAUAUCUUAUUUUAGGAAGAUUUUAAAAGAAGACCUGUCACGUCUUUGACCUUUGACCUGACUAGAACACUGGAGUUAAGCAUACAUUAUAUAUCAUCCAAUAAGCAUUAAAGACCUUAUGAUUGUACAUUUUUUUACCACCCAGACUUUUUAUGAUGUAGUCUCAAGUAUGGUACGAUAUACAGGUACAACUGAAAAACAAUGAAUAUCUUGCAAGGAUUUUUUAUACCAUAUAUUACAUUUAUAAGGUGAAACUAAUAUAUGACACAGGCUCAUGACAUGCAAAUCGAUAUAUUUCAAGCUUUCUUUUUUAAAGCAUUUUUUUUAUAAUGACUUACAGCUGACAAAAACCUAGACUUGAACAUUUCAGAAAAUUUUGGUUUUUAAAAACUAUAAACCAUGAUCAUUAAAAUUAUUGAAAAUGAAGGCUUGAUGUAUUUCACUUUGUAAUGAGUUCAUACCACAUAUUACUUCCACAUUAUUUAAACCGAAUUGCUGACAUGAAUGGACUUCUACACAAUAUUCCAAUUUUUGUAGUUUCACUUGUGUGUACAUAUCCAUAUAUACGUAUAUGGAUUUACAUAUAUUAUAUGUAUAUACAGGCCAAAAGUUUGGACACACCUGCUCCUUCAAUGUAUUUUCUUUAUUUUCAUGACUAUUUACAUUGUAAAUUGUCACUAGAGGCAUCACAACAAUGAAUGAUGAAAAAAAUGUGAAAUAACUGAAAACGUUUUAUAAUCUAGUUUCUUCCAAAUAGCCACCCCUUGCUCUGAUUACUGCUUUGCACACUUUUGGCAUUCUCACCACGAGUUUCAAGAGGUAGUCACCUGAAAAGGUUUUCAUUUCACAAGUGUCAUAGUUUUGAUGCUUUCAAUGACAAUCUACUAUAUAAAUAGUCAUGAAAAUAAACAAAACUCAUUGAAAUGAGAAGGUGUGUCCAAACUUUUGCCCUGUACUUUAUAUAUACAGUGGGGCUAAAAAGUAUUUAGUCAGCCACCGAUUGUGCAAGUUCUCCCACUUAAAAUGAUGACAGGGGUCUGUCAUUUUC
Nerophis ophidion (straightnose pipefish) is the source of this 2219-nucleotide messenger RNA. It is a transcript of the gene slc39a1, whose product is annotated as solute carrier family 39 member 1. Gene Ontology annotation, biological process: zinc ion transmembrane transport. Gene Ontology annotation, molecular function: zinc ion transmembrane transporter activity. Gene Ontology annotation, cellular component: plasma membrane. The record is from RefSeq and is a predicted model, not a curated record. Bases 154 to 1056 code for a protein of 300 amino acids. The transcript is spliced from 4 exons. NCBI's taxonomy places the organism in Eukaryota, Metazoa, Chordata, Actinopteri, Syngnathiformes, Syngnathidae.